Messenger RNA from Colossoma macropomum (tambaqui), 615 nucleotides. Its product is annotated as collagen alpha-1(XXIII) chain-like. The transcript has 11 exons. The record is from RefSeq and is a predicted model, not a curated record. Bases 1 to 615 code for a protein of 204 amino acids. Lineage: Eukaryota; Metazoa; Chordata; Actinopteri; Characiformes; Serrasalmidae.
AUGUACGUGCUUUUGCUUGAUACUGAUUCUAAAGGAGAAAGUGGAAUUGAAGGGGAAAUAGGGGAGCCUGGUCUACCAGGACCUGCAGGUACCACUGGAAAGCCAGGAAAACCUGGACCCUCAGGUGAUCCAGGUAUUAAAGCAGAACAAGGCGAGAAAGGUGAUCCCGGUCCCAAAGGAGAUCAAGGUCCUCUUGGUCCUCCUGGUAAACGUGGAUUUAGAGGUCGAGGGGGUCAUUCUGGUGUUCAAGGAGAAAAGGGCCCAAGUGGACCUGCUGGGCCACCAGGACCUCAGGGCUUGGAAGGAAGCACUGGAGAGCAGGGGAAACAAGGCAAGGAUGGACUAAAGGGAGAUCGAGGCCCUCUUGGUAUACCUGGAGUUCCUGGACCUAAAGGUGACAAGGGUCGCACUGGACAAAGUGGAUUCUCUGGUUUUCCAGGACCUUUGGGGCCAAUGGGAAAACCAGGAGAGCGAGGACCCGAAGGAGAUCCUGGUAUUAAGGUUCCCGUGGUUUACAUGGAAAGCCUGGUGAUCCGGGUGUCCAAGGUCCUGUGGGAAAAAGAGGGGAUCCUGGAAUUAGGGGACUUACUGGUGAACCUGGAAAGCCUGGAGUAA